This is a messenger RNA of Leptomonas pyrrhocoris, 2571 nucleotides long. Its product is annotated as putative protein associated with differentiation 4. The transcript has a single exon. Gene Ontology annotation, cellular component: membrane. The record is from RefSeq and is a predicted model, not a curated record. Bases 562 to 2571 code for a protein of 669 amino acids. Lineage: Eukaryota; Euglenozoa; Kinetoplastea; Trypanosomatida; Trypanosomatidae.
AGAACAAAACAAAACGAAGAACACUCACUGAAAAGAACGCGCUAUUGCUCUAAUAAUCGCCGAACACUCCACUGUGUGUUUUAUUCAAUUUAUUUUCCGGUUUCCCUCUCUUUUUCCUUUUGGUUUCGUCUUGAUCAACAGCAACAAUCCCAGACUUGCUGUUCGUUCUUUCCCUUUCUGGAGUGGCCUCGCACAACCAGGACUGCUGAUCUCCUCUUUUCUUCUCUUUUCCUUUUUCUUGUCUUGUUUGUUAUCUCGGUCCGCUUGGUGAGUUCGCACUGCGGAAGCUAUUAUCAGUCUUCGAGGAAAACCCCUAAACAAACGAAAACAUUCUCUCUUUUCUUUUUCAGUCGUGUCACACGCCAGCGUACUCCUCUUCCUCUUUUUUUUUCCAUUCUGCAAGCGGACACACACACACAUAUAUAUUCGGCUUCGGUUUCUAGCGCCACCUCCCUCUCUCUCUCCCUCUCUCCUCCGACUUCUACACGUGGCAGCAAGGUACCCUCGACACACCAACGGAUACAAGCAGUAAAAGAAGGAAGAAGAGGACAGUGAACCGCCAUGGUAAACCUGCACAUCAACGAUGGCGAGCAGGUCCGUCUGGAGGUGCUCGCCGCCGGACCACAGAAGCCCAUCAACGAACUGCGUCGCUUCUCCAUCCUCCUCCUCGGCUCGCUCGCGAUGAUCUGCGCGUCUUUCGGCUACGCUUUCAAUCUCAUCUCCGACUCGAUGCAGAAGCGGUACAGCUUCAACCAGCGUGAGAUGACCACCAUCACCACCUGCGGCCACGUCUUUGGGUUCUUCUUGCUGCCCUACGGCUUUCUCUUCGACUACGCCGGCCCGAUUCCCAUUUCCGUCCUCGCCAUCGUAACCGUCGCCGUUGGCACGGUGUGCUUUGCCUUGUGUUUUCAAGGCACGAUCGAGGGCAGCAUCAUCAAGCUGGCCAUCUUCAACGCCAUCUUGAACAUCGGGGUCUCGCUCUUUGACCUGGUCGCCUGCAUGACCGUCAUCAGCUACUUCCCCACGAAUCGCGGUGCCGUGAUUGCGCUGCUGAAGGUGUUUGCCGGGCUUGGCGCGGCAAUUGUCGGCUCCCUCAAGUCUGGCUUCUUCACGACCCAUGUGGAUUGGUACUACUACUUCUUGUUGGGCUUCUCUACCUUCAUGGGCGUGUUGCUGAUCGCUUUCAUGCGCCUUCCGGCGUAUCACCUGACCGGGUACGAGCUGUCGCACCUCAGCAUCGCGGAGCAGGACGAACGAAUGGCCACCAAGACGCAGUACCUGAGGCAGAAGCCACCGACCCGCCGCUUCGCCUACGCCUUUGUGGUACUGGUGCUGCUGAUCAUCUACCUGCCGACGGAGAGCGCCGUCGUCUCCUACGCGCAUCUCAGUCACAAGUACGAGCUCGCAUUUGCCUGUGUGACGAUCGUACUGACGGUGGCGCUGGUGGGGAUGGUCGCCCCGUUCGAUGUGCUGAACCACAGCAGCCUGCCUCUCUCCUCCAUCGUCGGAAAGAAAUCGACGACAGAUGGGAAGGGGGACGCAGCGCACAUCUCGGCCGGAGCGGCAGAGCCGGCGUCGUCGACGUCGGAGGCACUGGAGGAGAGCUCGCUCCUCUUGGAGCCGGUAGAGCCGGACAACAGCGCAGGGACGGCGUCGAAGCCGGCGGGCGUGAUGGGGGAGCCGGACGUUGCGCUGCCCGUCACCUCCACCCCGAGUCACAGCCCCCAUCAUCACGCCGACAAGAGCACGCACAGUGUCGAGACGGAAGUCGACUACAUCGCACCGCAGUAUCAAGGCACCUUCCUGAAGAACUUGCUUUCGCUGAACUUGUGGGCGCUCUGGUGGAGUAUCUUCUGUGUUAUCGGCGCCGAGUUCGUGAUAAUCUACAACGCCCGCAACAUCCUCGGCGCGCUGCAAGGCAAGGACCCGUCCGACUCCCUGAAUACGCUGCUGACGGUGCUGAACGGUGUGGGCAGUGCGGUGGGUCGUCUGCUGAUGUCGUGCUUUGAGGUGUGGUCGCAGAAGCGCAAGGCGGAGGACCGCAUCCCCAUCACGAUUUCCCUGUUUUUCCCGACGGGUUCGAUCAUCAUUUCCCUCAUCUUAUUUCUUGUGCUGCCGGCUGCUGCGUUGCCGCUGCCGUACGUUGUCGCUGCCCUCGGCAACGGCUUCCUGGCAGCGACGAUUGUGCUGGUCUCGCGCACCAUCUUCGCGAAGGACCCUGCGAAGCACUACAACUUCUGCUUCACCGCCACCAUGAUGGGCUCCAUCGUGCACAACCGCUUCGUCUUCGGUGAGUGGUACGCCGUGCUGGCGGAGAAGCAGAACCACGCGAAUCACUUGUGCUACGGCAAGCACUGUGUGCUGGGUAGCAUGCUGGUGAUGCUGGCGCUCGCCUGCACGGGCUUCCUCACCGCCGCAUUUUUGCACCUGCGCUACAGCAUGUUCUGCAGGCGUGUGCUGGCGGAGCGGGCGGCGAUGCGGGCUCAGGCGGCGGGCUCGAGGGUGGUGCUCGAGGACUUGGAACAGGAUGCGUUUGAACAGUCGCAGCUGCCGAUCGAACCGCAUGGCUAA